This is a messenger RNA of Photinus pyralis (common eastern firefly), 621 nucleotides long. RefSeq lists its product as uncharacterized. The transcript has 2 exons. Bases 24 to 542 code for a protein of 172 amino acids. NCBI's taxonomy places the organism in Eukaryota, Metazoa, Arthropoda, Insecta, Coleoptera, Lampyridae. The record is from RefSeq and is a predicted model, not a curated record.
UGCCUUUUCCAAAAGUUUACAAUAUGAGGCCAGCUGUAAUAUCAAUUGGAAUACUUUUCUUUCUCGUCAAAUUGCUGAGCGUCUUGCUCAAUGAAAGUAUCCUAAGUAACCUGUUCGGUUUGGGAAAGGUCAGCGCUGUGAAUAUCGGAAGAGGAAAUCGGAUUUUCAUGGGAUUUCAGCUGUUGGCCGCGUGCACAUUUUUGCCGUUCCUUUGUGGAGCGUGCCUGAGAAAUCCAGAUUUGAUGCUUCCGUUAAUAAUAGCAUCAAUUUACAACAGUUGUAUUACAAUCUUGCUGGCUGGUAUAUUCGGGUACAGUAUAAAUUACCUGCCCGAUAUCAGCAUGGAUGUUUUUGAUAGCGGAGUCUUUGAACCUAAACUUGUCGCUGGAUAUUUGGUUUGUACGGCCGCAGUCGAUAUUGUUACCUUUAUUGUUACAUACACGCAUUGGGAGUCAAUCGAAACGCCUCCUCAUACGAAGAUUGACCCAAAGAAUAAUACGUACGCAUUGGAACGGUUUGGAAUCAAACUGCAGGAGAGUUAGUACAGUGUUAAAACAACAUUUCAUAUUUACAAUAUUUUCGUUUAUAACUUGCCCCAAUCCUUAUAAUCAUUAAACAUCG